Messenger RNA from Didymodactylos carnosus, 384 nucleotides. The record is from the annotation of a GenBank genome assembly. NCBI's taxonomy places the organism in Eukaryota, Metazoa, Rotifera, Eurotatoria, Philodinida, Philodinidae.
AUGUCGUCCUCUGAUCAAUUAACAGCAGCAUCAGAAACAUAUAAAUCUCUGAAAAAUGUUCAAGGUCAUUGGCAAGGUAAACCGUUUAAUACAGACGUUGAUGCACCAAAUAGUAAAAAAGAAGUAUCAAUGAAAUAUUUGCAAGAAUAUCUUGGAAAAGUAGGCACAUCAGCUGAUGAUAUAUUAAAUCUUAUGGGUAAACCAGAUAAAGAGCUUGAUAAACCAGAUAUUGAACUUGUACAUGAACUGAAUAGACAGUCAUACCAAUGUCAAGAUGGUACAAAAAUUUGGAUAUAUGAAUGGCGAGGAAUGCAUGAUUAUGUUUAUUUUUUAAUUAAAGACAACAAAGUAGCACUUUCCGCAUGGUAUUAUGCCUAUGAGUAA